AUGCAACCCCCACCGGCGACACCGACUUCUACAACUACGCCUGAGGCAAGGAAGUGUUCUCCCCCCAGGAUAUGGAAUCCCUGCAGGGUGACUUUGGCCGACAAGGAGCUGUACAUUGCGUACCAGCAGGGUAAUUACUACGUUGUCUGCACCUGGGAUUUGUUUAUCGGAGCACCAUUCUUCGCCUACGGGCGUUGCGCCCACGGCCUCGACAAUAUUGAUCGAUGCGAGCAUUGUGUACGGGGCGCGACCUUGACCAUGAUUCAAUACUGUCGUGCCGCGGUCGCGGCUCAGGCCGUGUCUGAGUCCUGUUGUGUUCGAUAA
This is a messenger RNA of Linum trigynum, 324 nucleotides long. The record is from the annotation of a GenBank genome assembly. Lineage: Eukaryota; Viridiplantae; Streptophyta; Magnoliopsida; Malpighiales; Linaceae.